AUGGUCCGCCGCUUGCAGAUACAGGCCGACAUCGGGAACGAUGGCACUCCAAGCAAGAAGCGACGAAAGCUCGAGAAGCUGGGAGAAAACGCGAGCACCGCUUUCGCCUCACAACACGCAAUGGAGGCCUUCCAACCACUGCAUGCAGAGCUCUGGUGGCACGACGGAAACGUCAUCAUUGCCGCAGACCAGAUGUCCUUCAAGUUGCACGCCAGCGUCCUCGAGCGGCACUCGAGCGUCUUCAGCGAGCUGCUGAACGAUGCACAGGCUCGUCAUAAUCCUCCAGAACUUUUUGAAGGCUGCCGGGUACUGCGUGUUGAUGACAAAGGUGUGCAUUUGGCUGAGUUGUUCCGGGUUUUGUAUGAUGGCGGCGGGUGCGUACUCGAGGCUUCAAACAUCAUCUACCGUGCUCAUUCGGCCUCUUGCAGAGGCUUCUUCGACUGGAGAAAGCCCAUUGAGUUUACAGACUUACGACGAAUCACACUUGUUGCCAUCAAGUACAAGGUCCAGCACAUUAUUGACGAAGCCGUCGUUCGUCUGGAAUACCUCUUCCCAACCUCUUUCGACCCCGACCGUCUCGACUCUGACUUCUACAUAGGCGUUCAUGAAGGGCAUCCGGUGCAUUGUCCCGAAGCUGCUAAUGCUAUUGGUGUCGCAGCACUGGCCAGAGCGAUUGACCAUGAGAACCCCCCUCCGUUUAUCGUCAUGGCCUUAUACCGUUGUACCAGUUUCGACGCGAAGACUCUCCUCGAUUUACAAUCUUAUGACGAGCAGCUGGCUUCUGUCGAUCUCUCUUCGUGCCUCGGCGCCAUCACCAGCCUGGAGACAGCCGUCCGGAAAGUCAGAGGCCCAGUUGCUGAUGCUUUGGACAAGCCGAUGUGCAGCAGCAAGGUUUGCCAUAGCGGCAUGAAAAGCCUCGUAUGCGAGUGGAUCCGGAGCGGCAUGUUUUCAGGUCCUUACCCCCUCAGCUCGUGCGAACGAGGAUUCCGGAGGCACGCAGAGAAACACCCCAACAAGAAGGUAUGCAAGAGUUGCGAGGAAGGUUUGAUUAAGGCCAUCAAUGAGCGGCGCCGCGAACUUUUUGCGGACCUGGGAAAGAUAUUCAAUAUUUCCACUUGGCCUGCCGGCAUCCAAGCCAAAGUCUGA
Phanerochaete carnosa HHB-10118-sp is the source of this 1146-nucleotide messenger RNA. RefSeq lists its product as uncharacterized. Bases 1 to 1146 code for a protein of 381 amino acids. Gene Ontology annotation, molecular function: protein binding. The transcript has a single exon. The record is from RefSeq and is a predicted model, not a curated record. NCBI's taxonomy places the organism in Eukaryota, Fungi, Basidiomycota, Agaricomycetes, Polyporales, Phanerochaetaceae.